AUGAAGAUCAAUAUCUCUCGACCAUUUCAAAUUCUCCAAUGGUCAUCCUACGUGCUUACAGUAUUUGUUGUUCAAUUCGUGAUAGUUCUCCCAUUAUCCUUUAUACUGUUUAACGAUUUCUAUCAGUAUUUAAUACCUUCUGACUCUUCACAAUUGGUACCCUUAUCUGUAUUUAAUCUAACUCAGCUUAGUGAAAGUCAUUUCCAUUAUUAUCAGGAAUUAGAAAAGGUUCCUGCUCAUAAUGAUUUACCUACAGUAAAACAGAACGGUUUGAUACAACAUAUUCCAUUAAGGGAACAUAUAGAUUACAGAAUAGAUGCAAAUUUUAAAUUCUAUUGUCUAAUUGAUGAUACUAGCUAUCCACGUCACAAUUUACAAGUAGCAACAGUUUCAGUAUAUGGUUACACUGUCUCUGAUGAACAUAUAUUACUGCACUCUAAAUAUGUUCCUAUCAUGUGUUUGACUACUAAAGACUCAAUUACUUUGCCAGAGGGAACUCAAUUGAAAGGUUCAAGAAUGAAGCAAUACAAAACAGAAUGGUUAAAUGAAAUUAUUCUAGAUGAUAUCAGUGAUUUCUCCACAGACUCGAACAUCAAAGGACUGGUCGUAAGGUUUAAUUUCAAAUCCGAACAUCAUGACUUGAUAGACUCAUUUAAUCAUGGAUUCGUUGACAAGAACAGGUAUGCAUUACUGAUGAAUUUUGAAUCACAAUUAAAUUUCCGUAUUAAUUUCAAUCAAGGUAUAAGGAAUUUAAUGCUACGUUAUCAAUUGACUACAUAUAUUGUCGGCACAAUCGUAUUUCAUCUAACAAUCUCCUCGUUGUGUAUUUUAACAGCUGCAAUGGCUUUUUAUCUAACAAAUCAAAAGCUUGCUUCAGAUAAUGCUACUAAUAAUAGGAAAUCAAAAGUUACUACUACUGAAGGAAAAAAGGCAUAA
This is a messenger RNA of Maudiozyma saulgeensis, 936 nucleotides long. Lineage: Eukaryota; Fungi; Ascomycota; Saccharomycetes; Saccharomycetales; Saccharomycetaceae. The record is from the annotation of a GenBank genome assembly.